AGGACCCCAGGAGAUGGAGGUUGACCACCAGGAGUUCCCCUCCCAGCCAAGACUCCAGGUUCCAGGAUCCCAGGAGAUGGAGGUUGACCACCAGGAGGUCUCCACCCAGCCAAGACCCCAGGUUCCAGGACCCCAGGAGAUGGAGAUUGACCACCAGGAGGUCCCCACACAGCCAAGACUCCAGGUUCCAGGACCCCAGCAGAUGGAGGUUGACCACCAGGAGGUCCCUACCCAACCAAGACUCCAGGUUCCAGGACCCCAGGAGAUGGAGAUUGACCACCAGGAUGUCCCUACCCAGCUAAGACUCCAGGUUCCAGGACCCCAGCAGGUGGAGAGUGAUCACCAGGUGGUCCCCAACCCAGCCAAUACUCCAGACUCAACUGCUCCUGUGAGGGCAAGAAGACCACCACGACCUGAGCCGACUCUUGAACAAUGCCUGCAGGAAGCAAACUACCUUGUCCAGCAGGAAAUGGAGAUGAGGUGGAUGGCGGAGAACAGCAGAGCCAUCGAAAGGGCAAAGCUCGAGGAAAUGGAGAAGACACUGCAGGAGGAGCGCAGCUUGAGACUCAAGCAUGAAGAGGAGGUGCAGAGGCUCCAAGAAAAAGUCAAAUCUUUGAGUCAAAGAGAAGAACUGACUGCCUGUCAGCUGGAGGUGAACACCAGCUCAGGCCUCAAGCUAGACGUUAACUCUUAGGCUGCUGAGGACAUCAGAGAUGACAACGCUCCUGACAAGGUUCCUGAAACACAGCAGAGGCCUUCUCUGUGGAGGAGAUUCAAGAAGUUUGUCACUCCAAAACACCGCCAAAAAUACAAGAACUGAUCCACUGGUCCAGCUGACCAGCAGGGAAACAACAACACAGCGCAGAGGUUCAGUAUUCAGUCAGCUGGACGUGAAGUCUGGCUCCGGCCUCGAACUGGACGUGAAGUCCGGCUCUGGUUUUGAAUUGGACAUGAAGUCCGGCUCCGGUUUUGAACUGGACGUGAAGUCCGGCUCCGGCCUUGAACUGGACGUAAAGUCCGGCGCCAGCCUUGAACUGGACGUGAAGUCCGGCUCCAGUUUUGAACUGGACGUGAAGUCCGGUUCCGGCCUUGACCUGGACGUGUAGUCCGGCUCCGGCCUUGAA
Messenger RNA from Sebastes umbrosus (honeycomb rockfish), 1124 nucleotides. RefSeq lists its product as uncharacterized. Lineage: Eukaryota; Metazoa; Chordata; Actinopteri; Perciformes; Sebastidae. The transcript is spliced from 3 exons. Bases 14 to 694 code for a protein of 226 amino acids. The record is from RefSeq and is a predicted model, not a curated record.